AUGCCGUCCACCCUGAAUAUUGCGCAAUUGAAUAGCGAUCCCUCUUCUCGCCGGAUCAUUAUUGUUGGAGGAGGCAUCGUCGGCGCAGCUCUUGCCUUCCACCUUUCCAAGGCCCAAAAUGAAAAUCAUAUCAUACUCAUCGACAAAAGCCUCGAUACCCUAUUGGGUUCCACCGGUCACGCUCCAGGAUUCGUUGGCCAACUCAAUGAGUCGCCUGUGUUGACUCAGUUGGCCAAAGAUACCGUCCAGGACUACCUCACAAUCCCAGGUGGCUUUGAAACAGUCGGCAACUUGGAACUUUCCUCUACACCUUCUGGGUUGGAGACCUUAGAGCGCCGGCAGAAAACGGCACAGGGGGCUGGUCUACCUGCGGAACUUCUCACUCCAGAGGCGGCGGCUGCUCUUGCCCCGGACUUUAUCGAUGCCAACUCGAUUAAGCACUGUCUGCAUUUCCCAUCAGACGGAACCGCAAAUGCAGGCGUCAUUACUUCCUACUAUGUCGACCAAGCGCGCGCCAGAGGGGUGGAUUUCCUGGAAGCUGCUGUAACAGGCUUUGCCACCAAGAAGGACAACGAGACAUCGGAAAUAGCCACCAUUAAGACCGCUAGUGGAGAUAUCAAUGCGGAAGGCAGUACUGUGAUUCUCGCCACUGGCAUUUGGACAUCUCUCUUGAUUGGCAGCGACAACACCCCUGUUACGCAACUUCCAAUUCCAAUUGUCCCCGUCGCACACCCUUACACCUUUACUCCUCCUCGGGCUAGACGUGUCGGUACCCCGUACCCAUUCGUUCGCUGGCUGGACCAUCACGUCUAUGCAAGGGACCAUGGAGCUCGGGAUGGUCUAGGCAGUUAUGAUCAUCCCCCAAUGCAGCUUGAUCCGAUUGAAAGCGCGAUUGGAGCUUGGCCACCAAGCUUCGAUCAAGUGCUGUCAGACGCUUCUUCGAACUUGAAGAACGGGAGUGAGUUCCAGGUCCAGGGACAGAACGCAGACCCAGAAGCGCCUUGGGUGGCGGACAAGCCAUUCAAUGGUAUCUUUUCUGUCACGCCUGACAACUUACCCUUCGCUGGCCGGGUUCCUGAUGUUGCAAAUCUAUGGCUUGCUGCAGCUAUUUGGGUUACAACUGCUGCUGGUACUGCUAAGCUGUUGGCAAGAGAGAUUCUUGGCGAUGGUGAGCAUUCGACUACUUCAGAAGACAAGGCUCUCAUGGAUGCCCUGAAUCCUUCACGUUUCCAAGGCAUUGAAGCCGAUUUGCUUCUGCGACGAUCGUUGUCGAAAUAUAACGAUAUCUAUAACCGAGAGACCUAG
Messenger RNA from Penicillium vulpinum, 1305 nucleotides. Its product is annotated as NAD(P)/FAD-dependent oxidoreductase. Gene Ontology annotation, molecular function: oxidoreductase activity. The transcript has a single exon. The record is from RefSeq and is a predicted model, not a curated record. Gene Ontology annotation, cellular component: cytoplasm. Bases 1 to 1305 code for a protein of 434 amino acids. Lineage: Eukaryota; Fungi; Ascomycota; Eurotiomycetes; Eurotiales; Aspergillaceae.